Exophiala bonariae is the source of this 450-nucleotide messenger RNA. RefSeq lists its product as uncharacterized. NCBI's taxonomy places the organism in Eukaryota, Fungi, Ascomycota, Eurotiomycetes, Chaetothyriales, Herpotrichiellaceae. The record is from RefSeq and is a predicted model, not a curated record. Bases 1 to 450 code for a protein of 149 amino acids. The transcript has a single exon.
AUGGCGGACUAUGGGAAGACUGAAUCACUCACUCAAUCUCCUGUCAUCAUGUCUACCGUGACAGAAGAUCCAGGCUCAUCUCCAGAACACAAACUACCAAUAAUACCCAGAUCGAAGACUCCCGGCAACACAAAAACCAAGGAGAAGCCGAACGAAGUACUCAAAGAGCGAGAUCAACAGGCAAAAGGACGAGCUGAGCUGAAGAAACGAAUCAUGGAACGCCGAAAGCUGGGUCUCCACUACAUCUUGAAAGCCCAAUUGCGUCUACGAAACAUGGAGGAGUCUAUCAAAAAUCAACACUUGCAUGAUCAUGAAUUGGCAGUUCCACUAGAUCGGACGGUCAUGGAGGUGACUCGUGAUCGCGAGAUUAAGAAGGUCGAGGAGAUUGAGGAGGAGUUGCAGAAGCAUAUUGAUGGCAUUCAGACUCUGUGUGCGAAGCUCAAGAAAUGA